AUGGACUUUUGGUCGCGACUGUUAAGCCCCUUGUCGGCUGGGUCGUCUCGGCAGGACCAGGCCAAAGACCCUGCGAAACGACUCCAUCGCUUCGAAAAGGAAUACGGAACUCUGCUGGCCACAUGGCGCACCUCGUCCAACCUCGCCCGCGACGGCGACGCCGCCGAGACGCUCGAGAUUCGCCUGCAGGAGCUCACCAACAUUCUGAGCGACGAGUCCCGCCGGCCACUGCCGCACCCGUGCAUUCAGUACGCCUCGAUCAAGCAGAUUUACGUACCGAUUGGCAAGAUUGCGACGACAUCGUAUAAUGAGUGGAUCAUCAAAGAGGCCGUCCUCUUCUUCGCCACGCUCAUUGAGAGCGAGGAGGAGGCCUUUGUCGAGAACCCGGCCUUUUCCGCGAGCCUGACCAAUCUGCUCGUGCGCAUCACCGGCGUCAACAGCGUGCGUCUCGGGCUCGACACGGAGUCGCGCGUCGUCGAGCUCGCCUUUAACAUUACGACCAAGAUCCGGCUCGACCCGGAUAUACUGCCCGCGUGGUUCAAGGCCGGCCAGGCGGCGGCGCAGUUUGCCAGCGAGCGCGGGCAGGAUGUGCAGGACCGCUUCGCGGGAGGCUUCGCGGGGCGCUCGCAGCGCGCAGACUUUCCGCUGUUUUAUAUACUGAUGGACUAUAUUCACCACGAGGGCAAGGUGGGCGACUUUGCGCGGACGGGUCUGCUGUACAUAAUUGAGGCGGCGUCCAACUCGGCGGCGCUGGAGCAGUGGAUUGUUGAGAGCGACUUGUCGACGCUCAUGGCCACGGGCCUGGGCGCGCUCUACAGCCAGCUGAGCCGCAAGCUUGUCAUUGAUCACCUGCCGCACGACUUGCCUCCGAUCCUUGCGCUUUCCGACUAUGAGCACCCGACCUCCAACUAUGAGAUUGUGAGCUCGUGCGCGCCCGAGUUCCAGUCGCACCUCGAAACGUUUCUGUCGCAUCUUUUGUUCUGGCAGGAUGUGCUGAACCACUGUAGGUCGGUCGAGGUCAAGUCUACGCUCCUCGAGCACUUUCAAGUCAUUUUCUUGCAACAACUAUUAUACCCCUCGCUUCUUGAAUCUUCUGAUAUCGACGGCGGCUCGUCAGUCGCUGUGCUGACAUAUCUGCGCCGCAUCCUCGAGUCGCUUGAUCACCCCGACAUGAUUAACCUCAUUCUACAUUAUCUGUUGGCGCUUCCCGAUGGUAACUCAUCGUCUAAAACUGCGCCACCGCGGCCCAACAUUAGCGCCGCGCGACGCCGCAAGUCGAUGGAUCUGGCCACCAUGAUGGCUUCAAAAACUGACCUGACAGUCACGCCGAUUCUCUUCAACCUUGUCGAUCUCAUCCUCGCGUGCCUGCGUUCACGCAACCAACAGACCAUUCACGUUACGCUGCAGCUGGUAUCGGCGAUUCUUAAGAGGCAUCACCGCUAUGCCAUCAUUACCCUCCUCAAGACGGAGGUGCUGCCCAGUCGGACGGUGAACCGCACUGUUGGUGCGCACGAACAGGAAAUUGAGUACCUCAUGGACCUGGCCAGCUCUAUUGGCGGCUACGGCGACUUUGACGACACGUACGAGAACAUCUUGCGGGACACCAUGGUGCGGCUCGAGAGCCACCCGUGCUCUUUGAAGCUGGUCGCGCCCAAGGUCUCGACCAAUAACCACAGGCUACCAGCCAUACCGGACAGUCUACCCGGCGCUCCCCGCGAUGUCCGCGAGCACACGGUGCGCAUGGAUGACCCUCUACUCAAUUCCAUCUUGGAUCUUAUGGACACCUUCUUUAUGAAUCCCGUCGAGACGAAUCUUUCCGUCACCGAGACGAUUGUUGACCUAGCCGUCUGCGGAUACAUGAGUAUUGAGGGCUGGCUGGCACGUAGUCCCUCGACAUACGACUAUGGCGACGACGACGACGAUGACAUGAACACGACUGCUGGCUUUACAUCCACGACAGCAAGCGAAGCCGGCGCCCAGCUCGAAUUCUCUGCAAAGCCUGAUGUGCGCGAAGCUUCAACCUCUACUGAAUCGUCAGAGGAGGCCAAGCUCUCCGAGGCCAUGCAGCGAUGCCGACAGCGGCCCAUAUGGAACAGCGAGUCGCUACCACGCAUCCUCAACAUGCUCAAGCGACUGUGCGAUCAGGUCAACAACUACAAGACCAGCAUCCCGCGCUUCAACGAGCUGCUUCAGCAGCGCCGCGACGCGUUUCACACGGCAGACUCGAUCCUCGACAACCCAGCACCGCCCCCUCCGCCGCCGCCGCACUCUUUCAACCCAUCUCCGCCGGUCCGCCAGGGAUCCCCCGCGCCGGCGACGCCCGAGCGUCCCGGCAUUCUAGACGAGGUGCUCCGCACCGGCUCGCCAGCAGCAAAGCCGUCAGCUUUGGAAGGGUUCGCGCAGCGUCUGCUCUCGGAGCUGGGAACGCCGAGCCGCUCAGCAAGUCCCCGCGGCGCCGCCGGCAAAAAGGAGAACCCUAGCCGCGGUGGCACGUCGUCCGGAACUAGCACGCCUGGAGGGUCCACCACCGGCGAUCAGCUCGCUGUGCCGCGCGCCGUGCGUCCCGGCCCAACGGGAGUUUUUGCGUCGCCGUACGCGGCGGGUGGCGGAGACCGCAGCAUCUCGCCGAGCAACGGCGGCAUCGGCGCGCGUGUCGACGGCGAUGGCAUCAGCGCCAGCCAGACGGCCGAGUACGCGGCCAUGGAUCAGAGCAUCCUGGCGAAGCGCGUCGGGUUACCGCCGGGUCCGUCGAUUAAGCCGAUUCCGCUGGACCUGACGUAUCGGCCGCCGCCCGAGUCGACUUCAGACGAUGAUGACGAUGAGGAUGACGAGGAUGACGACGGGGAUGGGGAUGUGGGCAUUGCGCCGGAUGCGUCAGAGACGGGAAGUGUGCUGGACGACGGCGCAAACGCAAGUGUGUCGGUGUCGCAUGUGCUGACCAAUGUCAUUAUUUUUCAGAGUUUUCUGAUGGAGCUGGCGAGUCUGAUGCAAGUUCGCGCGGGGCUGUUUGACGAGGUGCGCUUUGUGUAG
Messenger RNA from Beauveria bassiana ARSEF 2860, 3030 nucleotides. Its product is annotated as DNA polymerase epsilon subunit C. Lineage: Eukaryota; Fungi; Ascomycota; Sordariomycetes; Hypocreales; Cordycipitaceae. The record is from RefSeq and is a predicted model, not a curated record. The transcript has 4 exons. Bases 1 to 3030 code for a protein of 1009 amino acids.